Messenger RNA from Musa acuminata subsp. malaccensis (wild Malaysian banana), 1531 nucleotides. Its product is annotated as E3 ubiquitin-protein ligase ATL4-like. The record is from RefSeq and is a predicted model, not a curated record. NCBI's taxonomy places the organism in Eukaryota, Viridiplantae, Streptophyta, Magnoliopsida, Zingiberales, Musaceae. Gene Ontology annotation, biological process: protein ubiquitination.
UAGAAAUACUUUAAACUUUAAAAUGUGUAAAUACAUGUGUACAGAGAGCAGAGAGAAGGAAAGUCGAGUGCAAAGCCGGACUCCACUAUAUAUGCACGGCCACACAGCCUACAUCUCCUUCGCCUUCACCAAGAUGGCAGCUCCGCCUUCGCUGCGACCCCUUAAGAACUUGCCUCCCACAGCGGAGGCCUCUGGCGGCGCCACCAACUCCGCCGCUAUAUCCCUCAGUCCCAGCCUCUUCAUCAUCUCCGCCAUCGUCGCCUUCGUCUUCGUCGCGUCCGCCUCCAUCCACCUCCUCCUCCGUUUCCUAUCCUCGCGCCGUCGCUCGUCCUCCGUCGCUGCUGCGCCGCCGCUGCCGCCGCUCUUCCAGCUCCGCCACUCUGAUUUCUCUUCCCCGUCAUCGUCCGCUGCUGCCGCUGCCGUGGCCUCCGACUUCGGCCUCUCCGACCAAGACAAGAAGGCGCUCAUUGACUCCCUCCCGUUGUUCUCCCUGGCCUCCUCGCUCGCCGUCCUCCCCAAGUCUUCGCCGGACUGCGCCGUCUGCCUCUACCCCUUCCGCCCACACGACGAGCUCCGUCUCCUCCCGGCCUGCCGCCACGCCUUUCACUCCCGGUGCGUCGACCCAUGGCUCCGCUCCACCCCUUCUUGCCCUCUCUGCCGUUCCUCCAUCGCCCUCCCCGCCCCGCCUCUCCCACCCCCGCCACCGGCGUCGCUUCUUACCAUCGCCACUUACGGGAACCCCUCCCGGUCCGGCAGCUUCCGCGUCGAGAUGGGCAGCGUGAGCCGGCGGACCCCAACGGAAGCGGAGCCAGCCGUGAACCCUCCGCAGCACCUGAGGACGUACUCCAUAGGGUCGUCGUUCGAGUACGUGGUGGACGAGGAGGUGGAGGCAAUAGUGGCGCGGAUCCGAAGACGGGCGGAGAAGGAGGAGAAACGGGAAGCGGCGGCCGAGCCUGCCUCCUCCGCUAUCGUAGCGGGGCCGGCUCCAGCGGCGGCGGAGGCGACGGGGGUAGGAGGGAGGGGAUGGCUGCGGGCGUACGUGGACCGGCUCGCAUCCUCGGCCUCGACCUCCUUCUCCUCGUUCCGUUUCUCUGGGCAGUGGAGCCACCGGUACGACGGCGGUGACGGAGGCGGGGUCGCGCGAUACUCGUCAGAUUUGGAAGGGAGCGCGCGGCGGGAGGCGGAGGAGGGUGGCUACUACGUCUUCUACAGGUGGCUGAUAGGGGCAUAAAGGUCACUUCCUUCCCUCCUCCUCGUCAAAGUACCCUUUCGGGCGCCUCCACAUGACUAAAGUACCCACCCACAGCAUUCCCCUACAACUACGAAAACGUCCUCGCCGGCCCCGACGUGUCUCCCUCUGGACGAUAAAACCCGGAGGGCCCACAAGCCGGUACACAUAGAGAAGCUUCUUGUAGUGGCAUCAGUGGGCCACAACGGCCGCUGGUUCCCGAGAGAUAGGAUCAUGUGUUCAUCGUUCUGCGUUUCACGUUUGGCAUUGGAGGAGGGACUUCGAAUUCUUGUAACUUUGUUU